AUGAGUUUCGGAAGCCCUGGCGGCCGCGCAGUUAACAUCAAGCCUACUCCACCGGAGCGAGGCAGCUUCCCACUCGACCACGACGGAGAAUGCAAGUCGAUAAUAGCAGGGUACUUGCAAUGUCUGAAGUCAGCGCGCGGCGUCAACGAUGAAGCUUGUCGAAAACUCGCAAAGAGCUAUCUAAGCUGCCGAAUGGAGAAGAACCUGAUGGCGCCGGACGAAUUCAAGAAUCUCGGGCUGGUAUUUGACGACGACAAGCCGGGAGAGACCAAGACGAGCAACGCGCAGACAGAACCGGACAAACCGCCGUUAAGCAGUAAGAAGUGA
Molecule: messenger RNA, 327 nt
Organism: Trichophyton rubrum CBS 118892
Lineage: Eukaryota; Fungi; Ascomycota; Eurotiomycetes; Onygenales; Arthrodermataceae
Product: cytochrome c oxidase assembly protein COX19
Exons: 4
Coding region: 1-327 (108 amino acids)
Biological process (GO): mitochondrial respiratory chain complex IV assembly
Cellular component (GO): mitochondrial intermembrane space
Source: RefSeq, a predicted model, not a curated record